CUGCGCCGCGCGCCCGCCGGGCCCCUCACCUCCCCUCGACAUGGCGCUGAGGCUGCUACCGCGACUUCGGCUCGGUGCCCGGCUGCCUGACUUCUUUCUGCUGCUGCUUUUCAGGGGCUGCCUGAUAGGGGCUGUGAAUCUCAAAUCCAGCAACCGAAACCCAGUAGUGCAGGAAUUUGAAAGUGUAGAAUUGUCUUGUAUCAUUACGGAUUCACAGACAAAUGACCCUAGGAUUGAAUGGAAGAAAAUCCAAGAUGACCAAACCACAUACGUGUUUUUUGACAACAAAAUUCAAGGGGACCUGGCAGGUCGUGCAGAACUGUUGGGGAAAACUUCCCUGAAGAUCUGGAAUGUGACACGGACAGACUCAGCCCUCUAUCGCUGUGAGGUUGUUGCUCGGAAUGACCGCAAAGAAAUUGAUGAAAUUGCCAUUGAAUUAAUUGUGCAAGUGAAGCCAGUAACCCCUAUCUGCAGAGUGCCAAAGGCUGUCCCUGUAGGCAAGGCAGCAACGCUGCAGUGCCAGGAGAGCGAGGGCUAUCCCCGGCCUUACUACAACUGGUAUCGCAAUGAUGUGCCGCUGCCAACGGAUUCCAGAGCCAAUCCCAGAUUUCGAAAUUCCUCUUUUCUCUUAAACUCUGAGACAGGCACUCUGGUUUUCAACGCUGUUCAUAAGGAGGACUCUGGGCAGUAUUAUUGCAUUGCUUCCAAUGAUGCAGGCUCAGCCAAGUGUGAGGAACAAGAGAUGGAAGUCUAUGACCUGAACAUUGCUGGAAUUAUUGGGGGUGUUCUGGUUGUUCUUGCUGUCUUAGCCCUGAUAACGUUGGGCAUCUGUUGUGCAUAUAGACGCGGCUACUUCAUCAACAAUAAACAAGAUGGAGAAAGUUACAAGAGCCCAGGGAAGCCUGAUGGAGUUAACUAUAUCAGGACAGAUGAGGAGGGUGACUUCAGACACAAGUCAUCGUUUGUGAUCUGAGACCUGGCGGUGUGGCUGAGAGCAUAUGCAGAUACCUCUACUAGAAAGAAACUCCUGUCAAGGGCAGUCAUGAGCCAAGUGCACUUGGACAGAGCUAGACACUCAUGCACAAGCUUUUUGUUUUGGCCAAAGUUGACCACUACUCCUUUCUUACUCUUUUAACAAGCCACACAAAUAAAGGAAUCUUCCACAAGAUGGGCACAGUAACCACAAGGAAAAGGAACUGUGAGUUCACGAGUUGGGUCUCCAACCUAUUGCUGACCCAAUUUUCACAUGGGUAUUAGGGUGAUCUGAAAGGUCUUGCCCAUAUCUGUUCUCCUGGGCUGGGCACCACAGAUCUGAUUUUGCCACUGCUUGUUCAUUAGCCAUAAGCACUGGCCACAAGAGGAUGAGGUGACUGUGAUAGCAACAAUGUGAGCAUGGCACAAGGUCUUCAGUUGCCAUUUCCAGUAAUAACUUCAGAAAAGGAUUUGCAUGCAGUGCCUCAUUCCAUGGGCCCACAGGUCUCUUCUUAAGGCUCUGGUGAUCAGUGUUGUUGUGUCCAUCUUGGAGAAUCUUUUUGGAUCAGCAUUUUAUAAAAACAACCAAAAUCAGGAAGGUAAAUGGCUUGCUGGAAGAGGGUUCUUCUUACCCAAAGAACCCUGCUAGUCCAUGAAGGUAUAAGGAUUUAAGGAAAACUUCAUCUUUGGCUAAAGUCUGAAAUGGUACUGAAAGAUUCUUUUCAGUGGGUCUUGCUUAUUUUAUAAAAUUUUACAUUCUAAAUUUUUCUAAAGAUGUAUUUUGAUUAUUGAAAAGAAAAUUUCUAUUUAAACUGUAAAUAUAUUGUCAUACAGUGUUUUAAAAACUAUUUUUUUUAAGAGUUUCACUUAAGAUAGAAGUUCUAAGCUACUAGUAUUAAAUUGGAAAGUACCAAUAGUUGAGAGUAUUUUACCCAAUGAAUCCUCUCAAGGAGACUUACUAGAACAUUCCUUUGUUCAUGUGCUUUAGCAUUUUUCAUUAGAAAACUUAUGCCAUGUGUACAUCAGACCAUUGUUACUUAGGAAACUUUUAGAAAAUUCCAGUCUAGCCCUGUUGACAUCUGCUUGCAUCUCUCCAAAAGAAACUUAGGGAGCUCUCAGGUUAGCUCUGAACUGCCUUUUCCUGAGAUCACAACUGCCUGUGCCUGGAGACUGCCAAAGAAGCCCUUAGAUAUCUGUAGUGACCACAAUGAUAUAUUUUUGGAGUUAAGUCAGAUAACACUGACUUGUAGGUGCUGGUGAGAAGGCCCACUGUGUCUUCACAGUCCUUACCACAGCUGUGUCCCUAUUAGCUUCAGUAGUGUUGUGUAUUUGCUGUAUAGCUCUUAGAAGUUCUAAUGUGGCCACUUAGGAAACUUGGUGUCUUCUGUGUGGCAUCCCAGCCUUAAGGUUCCUGAGACAGACCUUCUUUUGGUUGUAGCUGGCUCACAAAUCAGUGGGUCUUGCUAUUUGGUUUUUAAGUUAAUUUUAAUUGUGUAGUUCAUAAGACUGUCUAGGCCAAAGGCCAUUUUGAAACCAGAUCUGUCAACUUAAGUAAUAUUUUUAAAAGAAAAUGAAUCCAGCUGUUUCUCUUUGCUAUGAAGAAAGCACCCUGACACCAUAGGUUCUCUCUCUCCUUCAUAAUAAACCAUUAUGUGGUGGCAGCCAGUCCAGCCUUUUGAAGACUAUGAGGAAGUGCAGCCAGGUCAAAACACGAUGGUGAGGAAAGUAAAAUGCCUGCCUGAAUCAAAAGCAGUUUUCUAAUUUUAACUCUUUUAUCUACCUGAGACACUGUUCACUUUGUGGGAGACAUUAGAAACUUGGCCUAAAAGCCUUUGUUCUUCAAGAGUAGAUUUUUCAGCUUCAAAUACAGUGCUGUGUUGGACUCAUGAUGUGAAGUGGGUUGAAUCAAGGAGCUUCUCAGAGGUGCGCCUAAUUCCAUGUGUGCCUGGAGGGUGGCUUUUUUGUAGAAUGUAGUCACCUUGUAAUUCAGAUUUCAGUGUCUUAAUUUUUUAAUACUUUUGGUUUUUUUAAUUGAAUACUUGAGACAUGUUGACUUUGAUUUAAAGUUAUAUGAAAUAUUGUGCUGUGGGAUAUUUGGCAGGAACAGCAGGCAACUCUCCCACACUUUGUCAGUGGUACCAGUCUUGCAUUUGCAUCUUGAAUGCUUAGAGUUGAGACUUGUUCUUUCAUGUCUGCCACCUCCUGGAAGGAAGGGGGUCACUCCCCCAGUCUCUAACUGUUGAGGAAUAACAUGCUAGCCUUUUUGGCUGUAAUAGUGAUAGGGUGUCCUUAUUACCUCCCUUCUUACACCCUAGAGCCUUCUGCCCUAGUGCCAUGGAAGUGGUUCUGACGCGUGGAACUUGGGAAACUGUUAACUGUAACUGUAAAACUGCAUACAGAGAAGGAGCACCCAUGUUUCUUUAAGAUUUGAAUGUGACUAAAGAAGCCUGAACAAGGAUGUUCUCUGGCCUGACAUGGAUGUUGCUGUACAUAGUUGUUACAGACUUGUACUAACACACCUAUAAUGUGGUAUUUGUUUAAACCUCAUUUAUAAAAGCUUUAAAAAAAAAAUCUCUUCAUUCUUUCUUGAUUGUGAUUAUGUUAACGUUCAUGUGUUCUCCUAGCAUUUUAUUAGGCAGGUACACUGAAAAGGUACACUGUCUGCGGGGAAGUCAGUACCUGAACUUGGAACCAAGUGUGUGUUUACUCACAAGCAGCUUUUUGAGUCACUCAACCAGUGAUGAAACUAUCUUUGUCACAGAUCAUUUAUGGCAGAGCUGUGGAUGGAGCACAGUAACUUUCCAUCUUCCAAAUCUAACUAAUACACAUGCUGAAAACACAAAUACUGCUGGGCGUGGUAGCACACAACUGUAAUCCCAGAGGCUUGGGAGCCCGAGGCAGGAGGAUCUCAAAUCAAGUUCAAGACCAGUCUCACCAACUUCAGUGAGACCAUUUCAAAAAAAAAAAAAAAAAAAGGGGCUGGGAUGUAGCUUUAUGGUUAAGUGCCCCUGGAUCCAAUCCCUGGUACCAAACAACAAGAACAAAACCCCUACAAUAGUAACUUUGGGGGUGGGGAUGUUACAUGGUGGUAGAGCACUUGCCUAGCAUGUGUUAGGUCCUAGAUUGAUCCCCAGCACUUAGAAAAAAAUUCAGCAUGAGUUAUUAAAAAGACAAAACAAAAUACCAAUAUGUUUACACUUUUGCCUUUAUAAUAAUGGAAUCAGAAAAUGGAACCAGUCAGGCAUGUUGACCAGCUGCUGAGGCAGGAGGAUGGCU
Molecule: messenger RNA, 4248 nt
Organism: Marmota monax (woodchuck)
Lineage: Eukaryota; Metazoa; Chordata; Mammalia; Rodentia; Sciuridae
Gene: Jam3
Product: junctional adhesion molecule 3
Exons: 9
Coding region: 41-973 (310 amino acids)
Biological process (GO): cell adhesion; angiogenesis
Molecular function (GO): protein homodimerization activity; protein heterodimerization activity
Source: RefSeq, a predicted model, not a curated record